Molecule: messenger RNA, 1917 nt
Organism: Monopterus albus (swamp eel)
Lineage: Eukaryota; Metazoa; Chordata; Actinopteri; Synbranchiformes; Synbranchidae
Gene: stx18
Product: syntaxin 18
Exons: 11
Coding region: 63-1106 (347 amino acids)
Biological process (GO): intracellular protein transport; retrograde vesicle-mediated transport, Golgi to endoplasmic reticulum
Cellular component (GO): SNARE complex; endoplasmic reticulum; membrane
Molecular function (GO): SNAP receptor activity
Source: RefSeq, a predicted model, not a curated record
UUAAGGCAAAAUGUAAGGCUUUCUUCUCCGUCUCAGGGAAAAGUCCACAGCGUCGCAGGACAAUGACGUCCUCACUUGGUGACGUGUCAGAUUGUUUACAGCAGCGGUCUCUGUGUUACAGCUGCACAGGCAUGGCUGUGGACAUAACUUUACUUUUCAAAGCCAGUGUAAAGACAGUAAAAACCAGAAACAAGGCGAUAGGAAUAGGCUUUGACUCAACAAAAGAUGACAUUUUCAAGCGGAGCAGACCAAAGAGUGGUUUCUCUCCGAAGGCGAAAGAAGUGAUCACGAACAUCACCAAACUCAAAGACUUUCUGCUGCAACACAGGAAAGAUUAUGUGAGUGCCGGAAGUCUCAUCUCAUCAGAUCUUACCCGUAUGACGGACAAUGAACGAGACCAGAUCGACCAGGAUGCUCAGAUCUUCAUGAGGACUUGUUCUGAGGCCAUCAGACAGUUACGCAGUGAAGUAGAGAAGCAGGUGACAUCAGCUCAGGUCAAGAUGCACAGAGGCGCAGUGCUGGACCUUAUUGAAAUGUAUCUGAAAGGAGUGUGUAAGCUGUACUCUGAGCAGAGAGCAAUCAGAGUCAAGAGAAUGGUGGACAAGAAGCGGCUGUCCAGACUGGCACCAGAACGCCACAGCAAGGAGGAGAAAUCAGUGGAAGUGGAGCCCUCAGAGGAGAAGACCGUCAAGGACGAAGGUUCUGAGAAGAGUGUGUCAGAGGUCCAGGGCAACACUGUGGAGCCCCUGUGGGAGGAGGGCCGGGUGGAGGAUGAGCUCUCUCCUGAGGAAAUCCAGAUGUUUGAGCAGGAAAACCAGAGGUUGGUGAGUGAGAUGAGCAGCCUGGUGGAUGAAGUGAGGCAAAUUGAGGGGAAGGUGGUGGAGAUCUCGCGUCUCCAGGAGAUCUUUUCUGAGAAAGUCCUACAACAAGAAACGGAGAUAGACAACAUUCAUGAGCUGGUUGUGGGUGCUACAGAGAAUGUUAAAGAAGGCAAUGAAGAUAUACGAGAGGCUAUAAAAAACAAUGCAGGCUUCCGGGUAUGGAUUCUCUUCUUCCUCGUCAUGUGCUCGUUCUCUCUCCUCUUCCUGGACUGGUACGACAGCUAACACGGCUACCAGCUCGGACUCUGUACAACAGGGAGCCGUCACACUCUAACACGUAUUGGUUAUCCUGUAAAGAAAUGAUGACAACGUUGAGACUGAAUGUACUGUUUACCAUGCUGCACGAGGUUGUCAGGCUGUUCUUCAUGAAGAUUCUGCCUUCAGGUGUUCUUCCCUAAUCCUAAAUAUAUUUGUCCAGUGCUUUCAGAACAGAUUUGGUGCUUAAAAGCAUAUCUCUGGAGGUGAACUUUGUGUAGAGCACUGUGCUCACCCUAAUUGUGAAUGUAUGUCUGUCUCUCUUUACCACCUGCAGGCUGAUAAUGGUUAAAAUGGCUGCUACAAUUCGUGUCUGACUGACUGAAAAACAGAUUUGAUUUCUGUUGAUCGCUUCUGUUUGGAAGGAACAUAGUGCACCAGAAGACACUGAGUAAACUUGCAUUUUAUCUGUGCAGUCUCAUGUUUUUAAACAGAUUACAAACCUAUUUCCCUCCUGUGACAUAUAAAUUAAACUUCACUGUAAAACAACUGAGAAUGUAUUGCUUUCCAGGCAGUUAUGAACAACACAACAGUUUGAUAUCUGUCACAGCAUAAUGCUACUGACACAUCACUCACAUUCUAGUAAAACAAAACAAUAUUCUUAAUAAAACUAUCUUUCUUUCCUUCGGGCUAUUAUUUAUUUCAUUAGCAGCUAAUACAUCUCAUAUUUAUGUCAGGCUUUCAGAUAACAUCAAGUGCAGCAGGAAGCCAGAAAGCCAUGGCCUGUCUUGGUUUGUGUCAGCUAAAGAAAAGAAGUUGUCAGCACAAGCUCUGAUUCACA